Molecule: messenger RNA, 414 nt
Organism: Wallemia ichthyophaga EXF-994
Lineage: Eukaryota; Fungi; Basidiomycota; Wallemiomycetes; Wallemiales; Wallemiaceae
Exons: 3
Coding region: 1-414 (137 amino acids)
Source: RefSeq, a predicted model, not a curated record
AUGCAAUUGUUUGUUGAGCAAGCAAAAAAAUCGGCCGAAAUCGACUCAAAUUCCGUUAUUCAAAGCCACCCACGCCCACCAAAUGAAGCAGCAGCCUUCUCCAAAUAUCACGAAUCCCAUCAUCUAGCCACUUGCCCUUACUAUCCUGAAUCGAAAAAUCUUACAGGAAAUGAAGAAAUUGAUUACAGCCCGAUAAGCCCGAGAGCAACAACCUACGACCAGCUCACCCGUAAGCUCAGGAGUACCUCUAUCAGUAGACGUGGGUCCCAGAUAAAAAGUCUCAGUUUCGGAAAGGCGCCGCAGAGGAGAAAUUCGGUGCACUCGACAACAUCGUCGACUGUAAUAUCUCCGACGUUAGGCUAUAAGGAGGACUACGGAUGUGCGGAUGGAUAUAGUGGCAAGCUGUAUAAGUAA